CCCCCCACGCAGCCGGGCCGGGACCCGCGGGGAGAGACCGACCGAGCCGGGCCGGACAGCGACCGGGACAGUCACCGCGCGGCGCUGGGGAGGAGUUGUUCAGGCACAAGCUCCGUCUGUGACCCCCCGUUCUCCUUCGGUCUCUCUUCCCUGCUGGAUUGUUUUGGGGUCCCCCCAGCCCAGGGCAGCUGGCCAGGUGCCCCCCCUUCACGCUCGACACCCCCAGCCCUGACCAUGACCCUGUUGGCCUCCGAGCGCUCCAUGCUGAUCCGGAGCAAGUUCCGAUCCGUGCUGCAGCUGAGGAUGCAGCAUCGCAGAUCCCAGGAGCAGCAUCUCGUGACACCUCUGACCAAGCCCCCCGCAACCUACCUGGAGGUGAACGGGACCCCAGAGCAGAGCCGGGCUGACGAGACCCUGAAAGUGAAGGUCCAGACGAGAACCCACAAAGUGGGAGCUGCCAAGGGCCAGUUCACAGAAGAGUCUGGGGGGGACCCCACAGAGCGGAAGGAGAAGAAGACGCGUCUGGCUGAGGAUCUGAAGGAGAAACUCCUGCAACGGCCGGGGCCACUGGAACUCGUGACGAAAAACAUCCUUUCCCUGGACGCCAGCCUCAAAGAUGCUGUGAAAGCUGAUCCAGCCCCUGCUGCCCCUGGGACCUUCCUAUUAGAGGAGGAUCUCAGCAGUUCUUCAUCGUCAUCAUCGUCCUCCUCUACUUCCCCGCGCUUCACCCACUGCCUGGGGGCCCCCCCCGGCAACCCAUCCCCCCCCUCGGCGUCAGGGGCUGCUGUCCAGCCAGAGCUGCUGUCGAUCCUGGAGUCCCAGCCUCCCUCAGCGCUUGCCCCGGACCCCGAAUCCCAACCUCCUGGGGGCGGUCCCCCGGCUAAGCCCCCGGCCUUGCUGCCCAAGGGCCCCCCACGCCCCAAGAAGGCGAAGGAUCCCAAGCCCAAGGUGAGGAAGCUGAAGUACCAUCAGUACGUGCCCCCUGCGGCCCGGCCCCCCCGGGCCCCGGCCCCCCUGGACGCCGCCUACGCCCGCCUGCUCCAGCAGCAGCAGCUCUUCCUCCAGCUCCAGAUCCUGCAGCAGCAGCAGCCGCCGGCCCCCCCGGGGUCCCCCGCAGCGCUGUGUGUGCCGGCCCUGCACCCCCUGAGCGCCAGUAUUUCCCCAGAUCCAGUGAUCAGCUUCGCGGCCCCCGCAAUUACCCUGGCAGUCCCCCCCACGCCUCCCACCCCUCCUGUGCCCCCCAAGCCUGAGCUGCUGCCCGCCAACCUGGAUGACCUGACAGUGUCAGAGCUCCGCCAGCAGCUGCGCCAGCGCGGGCUGCCAGUGUCGGGCACCAAGCCAGCCCUGCUGGAGCGGCUGAAGCCCUUCCAGGUGCGGGGGGCCCCGGGGCCGCCCCCCCCCGCCUUGCCCCCCGCCGACCGGGCGCUGCGGGAGAAGCAGCAGCUCAUCGACAGCCUCACCUGGGAGCUGCAGCGGGAGCAGCGGGAGGCCGACGACCUGCGGGAGGAGCUGCAGCUGCACAAGUGCCGGCGCGGCCGCCCGGAGGGGGAGCCCCUGCCCCCCUCACCCCCGGCCAGCCACGGCCCCCAGACCCCCGCCGGGGAGACACCCGAGGGCACAGUGCCCGGGAGACAGGGGUUCCUGGUUUUUUGCCCCCCUUCCUGUGAGCCAAUCGGGGAGGACCUAGAACUGCCCCUGCAGAUCACGGCCAGCCCCACCCCAGGCCCCCGCUCCCUGGAGGAGGAGCUGCAGGAGGCCAUCCAGAAAGCCCAGCUGGUCCCAAGUCAGUCAAUCGAAGACAUCCUGGAGGAGCCACUGGCGUGUGCAGGUGAUCUGCUCCCCACGGAUGCCCCCUUGCUGCUCCCCACAGAGCCACGCCGGCCCCCCUCGCCUCUCAGCCAGCAGGGGGCGCCCUGCAAGAAGCCCCGUCACACCCCGCCGGCAGCAGCCAUCUUGGAUUUCCCCGGCCACUAUGACUUCCUCACCCCUCCCUCCUCCUCUUCCUCGUCCCCCUCGGACUCCCUGCGUGGGGUCUUCUCCCCGGAGCCCCUGGAGGGGCCCCCGUCGCCCAGCCCCCGGCCCGCCUUCGACCCUGUCGAUUGGCUGGAGGCCUUGACAGCUGGCCCAGCUUCGGGGCUGGGGCCCGGCACCCCCGGCAGCAGCAGCAUCUUCUCCACUGACUUCUUUGACUCGCCUGAACUGAGCGUCAACCACAUGAUUGACCUGAUGGUGGAGCAGUGGUAGAGGGUGCGGGCCCCCCAGGCCCGGCCACGGGGAGUCCCCCACCGCCACCCCAGAGACGCCAACAAAUCACACCAAUGCAGGUGCCAUUUUGGAUGGGUGACGUCAACUCCAGGCGCCAUCUUGGAUGGGAGGAACCAUAGUUUGUAGUGAUGCCAAAACUGGGCGCCAUCGUGGAUGGUGGAACCAUUGUUCAGGGUGACAUCAACUCCAGGCGCCAUCUUGGAUGGGUGAUGUUAACUCCAUCUUGAAUGAGUAGAAGCAUUAUUCUCGGUGACGUCAACUCACGGCACCAUCUUGGAUGGGUGGAACCCUUGUUUGGCGUGACCUCAAUUGCAGGUGCCAUCUUGGAUAUUUGGAACCAUUACUCAGGUUGCCAUCAACUCCGGGUGCCAUCUUGGAUAGGUGAAACCAUUGUUUGCAGUGAUAUCAAUUCCAGAUGCCAUCUUGGAUGGGUGAAACCAUUGUUUGGAGUUGACAUCAGCUCGGGAUGCCACCAUUGAUCGGUGAAGCCAACUGGAUGCUAUGUUGGGUGGAUGAAACCAUUGCUUGGGGGUGAUGCCAACUCCAGACACCAUCUUGGAUGGGUGUAGCCAUUUUACUGGGUGAUGUCAACACUGGAUGCCAUCUUGGAUGGAUUAAACCAUUGCUGUUUUGGUUGUCAGCCCCAAAGGGCAUCUUGGAAGGAUCAAACUGUUGGUGUUCAGAGUGAUACGGCGGGUGGCUGCCAUCUUAUAUAAAUCAUACCAUAAGUGUUCAGGGUCACAUCAGCUCUUGAAUGGGUUAAGCCAUUGUUUGGGGGUGAUGCCAGCUUCCACCACCAUCUUAAAUGGAUCAGACCACUGAUGUUUGAGUCACGUUAGCUCUAGGUGCCAUCUUGGAUUGGUCCAGUCAUUGGUGCUUGGGGUGAUGCCAAGUCCAAAUGCCCUCUUUAUUUGGGCCGUACCUUUAAUUGAACCUAAGUGUUUCAUUGGCAGGCGGAAGGCAACUCCACCUGUGGGAUGUCAUCUUGUUUGGGACAUAUCACCUUUGACUCCAGUGUCUUAUUGACCAGAGGGGAGGAUGUGGAAACCAUCUUAGUUUGGAUUGUGCCAUCUCUGUACCUAGCUGGGUUGGGAGAAGCCCACUCUAGAUGCCAUCUUGGAUGGAUCAUAUCAUUUGGUUUUUUACCUCAUGUUUUACUGGCAGAGGGGGGUGGGGAAAUAGCAACUGUACCAUUUGCUGAGCCUAGUGUUCUAUUGGGGACUGCCUCACUCCCCCCCACACCCAGGCUGCCCCCCAGCUCCUGGCCCCCUCCCUUUUACACCCAGUCCCCCCCCACCCUGCUCAUCACUGUGCCCUGCCUGAUAAUUAAGGGGUGGGGAGUCUCUGACCACUGGUGAGGGGGCAGCUCCCUAAGGGGGCUGAGCUAGUCGGGGAGGGAGGAGCUGACAGCGGCCAAAGGCUACUGAGAAAGGUGGACUAACUGGGUGAUAGGGCACUGCUGUGGGGAAGCUCGCAGCCCUUGGAACAGCCCCCUCGGGGCACUGCCAUGGGGAAGCUCACAAUCCCUUCGAGGCACUGUCGUGGGGAAGCUCACAGCAGUGCAGCUCAACUCCUGUUUGCUCCCCAGAGUGGUGGCAGGGGCCGGGAGAGCUCCCACCAUCACUGGGGGGGGGGCAGUGGGGGUUCUGGCCUCCCAUGAGCCCUGAUCUGCUGUGGGUGAGUAGAAAUCCCAACUUAUAUCCAAUCCUCCCCCCCCCCAAUUCACCUGGAACUGCAUAGCCUUGUUCCAACCCCCAACCCCAGCUCCACAGCUCUGAUGGUUCUGCCCACAAAGGUCAGGGAGGCCCCUCCCCCAAGUGCUGGCUGGGGGGGGUCAGUUGAGGGGGGACCCCGGAAGUCAAGCUGCUCCCCCCACACAAUAAAGCCCCUUCCCACUGCA
This is a messenger RNA of Malaclemys terrapin pileata, 4165 nucleotides long. RefSeq names its product MEF2 activating motif and SAP domain containing transcriptional regulator (gene MAMSTR). The record is from RefSeq and is a predicted model, not a curated record. The transcript is spliced from 14 exons. Bases 235 to 2244 code for a protein of 669 amino acids. Gene Ontology annotation, biological process: smooth muscle cell differentiation; cardiac muscle cell differentiation. NCBI's taxonomy places the organism in Eukaryota, Metazoa, Chordata, Testudines, Emydidae.